AUCUCAGCAGCAUCUCCCCUGGCUCUCUGUCUCCCCUCUGCUUCCCACGCCUCGCCACCUUCUCGACGCGCGUGUGUGCAACUGCGAGGCUCCGUCGACGACGAGCUCGUAGAACUAAGACGGCCCCGCAACCCACGCGCGUCGGCGCCGCCAUGGUGAUCUCGGUGGCCACUCCCCGGCGCUCCACCUCCAUACGCGACGCCGUGCUGGGCGGCGUGCUCGGCGGCGGCGGGCGCCAGCUGUACCAGCCCCUCCGCUGCGCCUUCUACGACGGCACAGCCGGGGGCGGUGGCGGUGGCUUACCCGGGGACGGCCUGUCCGCCGCGCUCUCCGAGGAGCCCGCCCGCGUCUCCGCUGCCGGCGGCGGCAAUAAGCAGAAGCAGGCGGCGAGGAACGUGCUGAUCCUGAUGAGCGACACCGGCGGCGGCCACCGCGCGUCGGCUGAGGCCCUCCGCGAUGCCUUCCGCAUCGAGUUCGGCGACACCUACAAGGUGUUCGUGACGGAUUUGGGGAAGGAGUACGGCGGGUGGCCGCUGAACGACAUGGAGCGGUCGUACAAGUUCAUGAUCCGACAUGUGAGGCUCUGGAAGGUGGCGUUCCACGGCACCUCCCCGCGAUGGGUGCACGGCAUGUACCUCGCCGCGCUUGCCUACUACUACGCCAACGAGGUGGUGGCUGGGAUCAUGAAGUACGAGCCGGACAUCAUCAUCAGCGUGCACCCGCUGAUGCAGCACAUCCCGCUGUGGGUGCUCAAGUGGCAGAGCCUACACCCCAAGGUGCCCUUCGUCACCGUCAUCACCGACCUCAACACCUGCCACCCGACAUGGUUCCACCACGGCGUGACAAGGUGCUAUUGCCCAUCCACCGAGGUGGCGAACAGGGCCCUGCUCCGGGGCCUCGGCCCGUCCCAGGUCCGCGUCUUCGGGCUUCCCAUCCGGCCCUCCUUCUGCCGCGCCGUGCUCGACAAGGAUGAGGUGAGGAAAGAGCUUGGACUGGAUCCUCAGCUGCCGGCUGUUCUACUGAUGGGAGGCGGCGAGGGGAUGGGUCCGGUGGAAGAGACCGCGAGGGCCCUCGGCGAGGAGCUCUACGACCACCGGAGACGGCGCCGGGUGGGGCAGGUCGUUGUCAUAUGCGGCAGGAACCAGGCGCUGCGAUCCACCCUGCAGUCCCUCAGAUGGAAGGUCCCUGUCAAGAUCAGAGGGUUCGAAACACAGAUGGAGAAGUGGAUGGCCGCCUGCGACUGCAUCAUCACAAAAGCUGGUCCUGGUACAAUUGCAGAGGCACUUAUAAGAGGACUUCCUAUUAUCCUGAACGACUUCAUCCCUGGACAGGAAGUUGGAAACGUGCCUUAUGUCGUGGACAACGGUGCCGGUGUGUUCUCGAAGGACCCAAGGGAGGCUGCAAGACAGGUUGUCCGCUGGUUCAGCACAGAUGAGGAUGAGCUCAAGAGAUACUCACGUAACGCGCUGAAGCUAGCACAACCCGAAGCCGUGUUCCACAUCGUAAAGGACAUCCACAAGCUCCAGCAACAGCCAGCUGCGGUUACCCGGAUCCCCUACUCGUUGACCUCAUCGUUUCCUUACCAUAUAUGAAUUCAAGGAUACUCUUACAGUUACAUAUUCUGCCAUAUACUGGGUAUUAUGCCUUGAAACUUAUGCCUAGCCUACUGAAGAAUCUGUAUAUACAUGCAUGAUAUUGGCAUUCCUUAGCCUAGCUUGGAGUAGCUCUCAGUUAUGUUCAUAUAUGUCAGCUCAAUAUAUAAGGAUUGAAGUUAUUGAGCUAGCUGCCCUGAACCUUGUAAUCUGCUGACUUAAGGGUUUGGUAUCGUAGGAUAGAAAUUCCUAGAGGGCGCAUGUGGCCUAUAGUGAUACAUAAUUGAUCUCUGUGUAAGUCCGAUAAAGAACUAUCAACUAGCUAUAUAGCUAACUUGAUCCUUUAUAUCGGUUCUUGUUAUGUACGCA
Sorghum bicolor (sorghum) is the source of this 1961-nucleotide messenger RNA. RefSeq names its product probable monogalactosyldiacylglycerol synthase 2, chloroplastic. The transcript is spliced from 8 exons. Gene Ontology annotation, molecular function: hexosyltransferase activity. The coding region runs from base 153 to 1592 and encodes 479 amino acids. Gene Ontology annotation, biological process: glycolipid biosynthetic process. NCBI's taxonomy places the organism in Eukaryota, Viridiplantae, Streptophyta, Magnoliopsida, Poales, Poaceae. The record is from RefSeq and is a predicted model, not a curated record.